AUGCUGUCUUCGCCUGCCAAUGCCGGCCCCUGGCCCACCACGUUCAUCGAGCAGGAGGAGGUCCCGCCACUCCUGCGGUGGAGACCUCCGGCUCUGCUCCGGCCAUUAGGGCAGCCAGCGGCGGCGGUGCCGCCAGCCGAGGCAGGCAGCAAGCGCAAGCGGCGCUCUGUGAGAGCAGAGGCACCGCUCGUCGAGAACGAGCCCGGCCUGUGUGACCGCAUGGAAGAGGCUCACGUGGCGCUGCGACGACGGCUUCUGGCCGAAGCGGGCGGCAAGCCAGCUGCUCAAUACCGCACUGCUGCUGCGACCGCCUCCGCCUCCGAGUUUUCGCCCGGCCGCGCUGCAGGUUUGAUAGCUGGCGAGCCUGAGCCUUUCUCUCUGGCGCAGCCGCAGCUUCCGCCCCUCGCGGAGCUGACUGAGCGGCAGCAGCGCUCCUCCCGCCGGCGCCGCUUCCGCGUCGUGCGGCUCUCUGGCGGCGGCGCGAGGGGGGGAGGCCGCGCCCACAGUCUUGCUCCGCCCCUCCUCUUCCACUCGCUGGUGCGGAACGCAACCGACUCGCCCGCAAGGCUCGAGGCGCUCGGCUGCGAGUGGCUGCUGCCCGCGCGCUCCAGCUUCAGCCUCUGCCGGCUCGCAUACUGGCCGCGCCUGUCGCGCAUCUUGCCUCGCUUCCGCUGCCUCGUCGUCGACCCGCCCUGGCCGUCGCGGUCGGUGCAGCGCGCGGGGGCGUACAAGGUGCUCGCGCUCGAAGAGCUGGCAGAGGCCCUCCGAAGCUUGCCCGCCCUCUGCGACCGGCGCGGCUGCCUGAUUUGCGUGUGGAUGACAAACGCCAUCAAGGUGCAGGAGAUGGUGGAGCAGACGCUGCUGCCCGCCUGGGGCGCCACCAAGGUCGGCCUCUGGUACUGGCUCAAGCUCUCGCCCGACGGCUCCCGUAUCUAG
Molecule: messenger RNA, 936 nt
Organism: Emiliania huxleyi CCMP1516
Lineage: Eukaryota; Haptophyta; Isochrysidales; Noelaerhabdaceae
Exons: 2
Coding region: 1-936 (311 amino acids)
Cellular component (GO): nucleus; RNA N6-methyladenosine methyltransferase complex
Molecular function (GO): methyltransferase activity
Source: RefSeq, a predicted model, not a curated record